AUGGACUCAGACACGGCGAGUUACAGCUGCCCGCAUGAGGCGGCUAGUCUGCUUGUCUUUCUCCUCCUGUUUGUCUGUGCGUUCCAACACCUGGUCCACGUCUCAUGUACUUCAUCCAACAAUCUCUUCCCUUCCUAUACCGUCCCCCCUCUCUCUCUCUCUCACCCCUCUCCCCCCUUACUAAACCGCCUCUCUCCAACGCACACCUUUCGUUUCCCUUUAGUUUUCUUUCCUGUCAGCCGUGCAGGUACGACUUGCAGACGCGCAGGGGCGAUCGGUGGACAAUCGAAUCUCUUUGUCGACUCCUCCCUUUGUAUCCAUCUUCUACCCCCUUUCCUUCACCCCCUGUACACCCCACCCACCCCUCCUCUCGCCGCGAUGGACGUCAUACCGCUGGUGGCACAGGAGGUUGUCUCGCGCUAUCACAAGCAGGCAGGAGACCGUCCCAUGAGCUCCGCUAUCACGCUCGACCUUGCAGCGUUGCUGACGCGUCUCUGGCUGCUGAAGGAGCGUGACCGACUUGACAGCGCUGGCGAUGUGGCGGCGAGCAUCCCUCAUAUUGAAGCCUUGGCGGACGACAUGCUUGAUUAUCUUCUUCAUCGCUGCAGCCUCCCUAGCCUCGCCACGCUGUCCUUGCAGGUCCGCUGCGACACGCUGUGCAUGUCGCGCAAAGUGCAACAACACAAAGCAGAGGUGAAGAAGGAGGCUAUUCGAGUGCAACUGGAGGGGGCGCUGAUGUCUAUGGAGCCUGAGAUGGCGAGUGCUGAGCAAGUCUGGGGAUCCCUCGCGGUCUGCUUUGCGCACUACUACAGCGACCUCGGACCUGUGGCAUCAGCCACGGUGAAGGCGGAUAGCGGCAGCAGCGGCACGGCACACAACGAGACCCUCUCCGCCGUCAGCUCAGUUCUUCCUCGUGCACAGGUGGCGGCAUUCCUGCGUCAGGACCGUGUGGAGCAGACGUGCCAGCUGCGGCAGCUUCGCCGCAUCACGUGGGGACUACGGCUCUAUCAGAAGGAGAUGGGUCGCAGCGCCGGCAUGGACUUAAUGUCGCUAUCCACGUCUGUGGACACACCACUGGCGGAGCUAGAGGUGAAGUCGGCGGAGGCGGUGGCUGAGCUGGAGCCACGUGUAAACCUAACACGUGCGCUGCUGGUGUCUUCGACCUGUCCACUGGAUGCCGUGGCUCAUCAGCGGCUCAAGGAGGAGUACCACCACAUUCUUCUGGUCCAGCACGUUCUCCGGCAUGUGCAAUGCGGACUCCAGCACCUCCGCGAGUCCAUGAACAACCGCGUCAUGCAGCCAUACGCGUUACUUUUGGCGGAGCUGCGGCAGCUGUUGAUGCCGACGAGCAAAGUGGCCUCAGCUGCAGUGUCCUCGUCCGCUAAUGCCUCCGCCUUCGAUUCUUCACCGACCGCCGUCGCCGCCGCCGCACCUGGAGAGGCGGCUCCAAAGAAGGUGGUGUUUCCCCGGUUCAUGGAGCUGGCAGACGCGUAUGAGGCGGGUAUGCGCUGCGCCGACGAACUUCCGCUCUGGGCAGCGUUACUGCGUGCUGCAACAGAGUCCGCUUCUGGGUACGCCUCGACACUGCCCAGAGUCGCUGCAGAGGACGCGCUCGCCCUCGCGGAGGCUGCACCGGCACCCCCUGUCACCUCUGCGAGUGCCCUUGCUGCUGAGGUCACUGCCCUGCUUGACUCCGACACAACGCGCCAGCGACUUCCCUCUGGCGUUCACGCGCGCUACCGCGCCGACCUCCCGCUACACACAGUCGACCCCACCGUGGCGCGGGUUUACCCUGAGUCGCUCUGCGGGAUGCGAGGCUACUGCCCCGUUCAAUUUCUCGACGGGCGUCCAACCUCUGGACUUCUGCUGCCUGGCCAAGCACCGUCACAAUCUUCAUCAUCCUCACCGUCAAGGACGUCACUCGGAUGUGUGGAGGUGAGCGGUAGUACCAGUCCUGCUGCCAUGCCGCGCCCACUCUACUUCAUCUUUGCCGACGCAGCUGCAAUGCGCACCUUUGCGGCUGAUCCGUGGCGGUACGUGGAGGGGUGCUUGCACGUCUUCCACGCUGCCGAUCCGUGCCUGAGUCUCGUGAUGGGGCGGGCUGGAGAUCUGCCGCGCGAGCUGUACUUGGAGGGGUCGCGGGUGGUGGAGCGGCUGACGACUGAUGUGGAAAACGCACAGCACGCGCAGGGGCACAGGCAAGACUGCGGUACCCAGACAGGACAGAUCGACGCCUACAUUGACCACAGCUACUUCUGGAAUGAGUGGGACCUCCGCCGACACGCACUGAAGCUGGCCAACCUCAUGCGGAUGCGGACGCACUCUUCGCAGACCGCCGCGUCGCACUUCCGCCGUGAGGCAGCGAUGCAGGCGGACCCUCACAAAGACUCCGCGACUCAGACGCUGCACGACGCGGCAACGCAGCCGCCGCAUGUGGUGCACUAUCUGAAGGGGCUGCGUGGCACGGAUACCUCGGCGGUCGAACAGGUGCGCAAGGUCGUCGAGCACUGA
This is a messenger RNA of Leishmania braziliensis MHOM/BR/75/M2904, 2511 nucleotides long. RefSeq lists its product as hypothetical. The record is from RefSeq and is a predicted model, not a curated record. Gene Ontology annotation, cellular component: axoneme; ciliary basal body. Bases 1 to 2511 code for a protein of 836 amino acids. NCBI's taxonomy places the organism in Eukaryota, Euglenozoa, Kinetoplastea, Trypanosomatida, Trypanosomatidae. The transcript has a single exon. Gene Ontology annotation, biological process: regulation of cilium beat frequency.